UGCCCAUCAACAUGAAGUGGCUCACCUCGGCGAGAAGGGGAGCGUUGCGCCAUGUCAUGCGCUCUCGGCGGAUGAGGCGACCCGUGUCGUCCGUUCAUCUUCAUAGCGUGACACCUCUCUUGGAGCUGCGUGACCUGCUGCUUUCUGACUUCGCUGGACUGGAGGUGUGGACCGAAAGAUUAGAGAAGGGAAUCCAGCAUCUGAAACAGCCAGGUCGACGGCGUCUAGGAAUUUGGGGCACUCAGUACUCGGGACGCUCAGAGGUCGUCUCUGCUCUCACCCAAGAUGUUCUAGAAGACAAUGACAAAACCAUUGGCUCACUUCUGAAUCGCGCAGAUCAUACCAAGCCCAGCAUUUUACUCGGAUGCGAUAGCAAUGAUGACGUCGUAUUGCCCUCCUCCUGGCUCCGAAGACUGAACCUUUGCGUCGUCGAAGUUACCAGUGAAAACGAGUCGACCGUUCUCUCCGAGCUAUUGCAGUGUGACGUUGUGCUCAUCGUCUUGGAUCCAUACACUACUUUGGACGGCAUUCCCGCUGCACUGAGACCGCUUCUCCACUCUCCCUCCGCCUUGGUAGUGAUAAAUGGCAAACUGCCCCCGUCCUAUACACAGACUCAGCUCGCAAAUCAGAUGCGCCAAAGAGGCCUCAUUGGGACAAGCUUGUCGUUCAUUCACGCAGCAGAUGCCCUGGCCGCUAUGCGGACUUUCAACGGACCCAAUCCUUCGACUUAUUCGUUGGAUCGGUUUCAAGGCCAAUAUCUUGCAUCGGGCGUUGGGAAUUUACAGCGGGUGAUCGAAGAGGUACCAAGUGGUGGAGCAUUGGCGGCGCGGCUAAUGAACAUGACCCUUCACGCCGCUGGGUCCACGUUGGAGUCGGAUACAGAACGCAAUCAGCACACGCAAAACUUGGCAAUGACCCUCGCCUCAGAAGUCCAACGCGCUGCGAAAGGCUCAGAUGAGGGAGUGUUUAGAAAUGUCGCUCAAGAUGGCUUCACACACAUCCGCAAGAGACUGGAGAGAAAUUUUCAAACCCAAUGGAGCUGGUUCAAUCUCUUGUCGACUGUUCGGAUUGACGACUGCGGCAAGGAGAUUGAGGGGACAAUUCGCUCGGGCAUGCACGACACACUUCAGGCUCAGCUUGCUUUUGCUCUUGGCAAAUUGGAGGAGCGCCAGGCUCUGUUGAUGUCAGAGGCUGAUAGAGCUUUGACAAUGAGCUCCAGAGUCGAUUGUGGCCCAUCUGCUCUUGUGCAAAAUGAGCUCGCAAUCUUAGCUCGAGGCCCGAAAAACUCGAACAAUCUGCGUGCCUUGAUAUCUUGCCCAGAUCAGGAGGUCUUAGACAGACUCGUGCCGCGUCUACAGCGAAGUGCAGACAAGGCCUCGAUCGCCAUGCUUGCCAUGGGCUCAAUGGGAAUCAGUGUCUCCUGGGCUGCGACACAACUAGAUAUCCUCACCGGUACUACGGGUGCAGCAUGCUCUCUCUUAGGCAUUCUUUGCGGGGUUCGACUCGGUCAACAUUUGUGGCAUCGGGCUCAGCGCCUCUUCUGGAAAGACUGGGAUCGGAUCACAGUUCUUCUCUCGGAGGAAUGUGAGUCUCAAGUCUCCACCCUCGGGAAGCCACUUGUGACUGGGCGUGCGCUCGCCAUUUCUCAAGCCCUGAGCAGAGUCGCACAGGGUAGGUUACAGCGACUUGACGUAAUAAAAGCUCGUAUACGAGCGUUGCAACAACAAGUUUCGCAACAAUGAUGCAUAUC
This is a messenger RNA of Kockovaella imperatae, 1750 nucleotides long. RefSeq lists its product as hypothetical. The coding region runs from base 12 to 1742 and encodes 576 amino acids. Lineage: Eukaryota; Fungi; Basidiomycota; Tremellomycetes; Tremellales; Cuniculitremaceae. The record is from RefSeq and is a predicted model, not a curated record. The transcript is spliced from 5 exons.